AUGUCUAAUCAGACUCCCUAUAUUGGGAGCAAAAUUAGUUUAAUAUCGAAGCUCGAUAUUCGUUAUGAAGGGAUCCUGUACACGGUUGAUACGAACGAUUCUACUAUUGCCCUAGCGAAAGUCCGAUCAUUUGGUACUGAAGAUCGUCCAACACCAAAUCCUGUCGAGGCACGUGACGAUGUGUACGAGUACAUCAUUUUUAAAGCGAACGACAUAAAAGAUCUGAUUGUAUGCGAAACACCGAAGGUUGCAACCCUCGCAGGUGGACUUCCUUACGACCCGGCCAUAAUAUCGGUUUCAGCUCGUACAGGAUCUGCUUCUGCUAACGAGCAGCAGGCUUCCGCUGGCUCUUCUCGCUCGGAUACCCCGCAUCAUCGAGCCAGUCCUAAUAUAGCUCAAGGUAAUCGGGCGCCAGGUUCUGGUCGAAAUGCGGGAAACCGUGCAAAUCGCGGUAACUUUGUGCCGCCCGCACAUCCUAUCCAGCAAAAUCGACAAUUCAGUAAUGGUUAUCCCCGUGGCGGGUACAACUAUGGAAACCAACGUCCUCGUAACAACCAAAGUGUUGGUGUUCCCCGUCCGCGUGAGAAGCUGAAGUUCGAUGGCGAUUACGAUUUCGAAAAGGCCAACGAGCAGUUCCAGGAGCAGUUCUCCGACAUGUUCAAGGAUAAAUUAAAGGUCGAUGGCGAGAAAAGCGAAGAGGAACAAGCUGAGAAAGUCCCCGAAGACACUUAUUACGACAAGAAAAGCUCAUUCUUUGAUCGCAUAAGCUGUGAGGCAUUGGAGAAGGCUGAAGGAAAAAGUGGACGUCCGGACUGGAAAAAAGAAAGAGAGACAAACCAGGAAACAUUUGGACAUUCUGCUGUUCGCUCACUAAACUACCGUCGUGGAUUCGGUCAACGCGGACGCGCUCGUGGAUAUGGGCGUAGGUUUUAUUGCGUAAUCUUUGCAGCGAUCCAAGGUCUAUGUGAUCAAUGUAUGUUCAUUGCGUUGGGGAAGCAGAGCUAA
Molecule: messenger RNA, 1005 nt
Organism: Haemonchus placei
Lineage: Eukaryota; Metazoa; Nematoda; Chromadorea; Rhabditida; Trichostrongylidae
Source: the annotation of a GenBank genome assembly